This is a messenger RNA of Capra hircus (goat), 1582 nucleotides long. RefSeq names its product acid phosphatase 1, soluble (gene ACP1). Gene Ontology annotation, molecular function: acid phosphatase activity; non-membrane spanning protein tyrosine phosphatase activity. The transcript is spliced from 7 exons. Gene Ontology annotation, cellular component: cytoplasm. The record is from RefSeq and is a predicted model, not a curated record. The coding region runs from base 179 to 724 and encodes 181 amino acids. Gene Ontology annotation, biological process: protein dephosphorylation. NCBI's taxonomy places the organism in Eukaryota, Metazoa, Chordata, Mammalia, Artiodactyla, Bovidae.
GCGGCUCCGCCUCCAGCCGGCGGCGCUGGGGCCAGACUGCGCAAGCGCAAAACCGCCCGCUCGCCCCGGAGGUCGGCGCCGGACUACGCAGGCGCGCCGGCGGGCCGCUCGCAGUGCGCAGGCGCCGCGCCGGAAGCGCUCCGACGUUAUUACUGGGCGCCUCUGCGCGCGCGGGAAGAUGGCUGAGCAGGUGACCAAGUCGGUGCUGUUCGUGUGUCUGGGCAACAUCUGUCGAUCACCCAUCGCAGAAGCGGUUUUCAGGAAACUUGUAACUGAUCAAAGCAUUUCAGAUCAUUGGGUCGUUGACAGUGGCGCUGUUUCUGACUGGAACGUGGGCCGGUCACCAGAUCCAAGAGCUGUGAGCUGCCUAAGAAAUCAUGGCAUUAACACAGCCCAUAAAGCAAGACAGAAUAACGCGUGUAUUUCCUGUUCUUUUGCAACACUGACUGUGGUCGAGUAUCGCGCUCUGCUUAACCAGGUCACCAAAGAAGACUUUGCCACUUUUGAUUAUAUUCUAUGUAUGGAUGAGAGCAAUCUGAGAGAUUUGAAUAGAAAAAGUAAUCAAGUUAAAAACUGCAGAGCGAAAAUCGAACUGCUCGGGAGCUAUGAUCCACAGAAACAGCUUAUCAUUGAAGAUCCCUAUUAUGGCAACGAGGCCGACUUUGAGACCGUCUACCAGCAGUGUGUGCGGUGCUGCAGGGCCUUCCUGGAGAAGGUUCGCUGACCGGCCGUCCCGCUGUGGCCCAGGCUCGUCCCCCCAGGCCGUGUGUCCAGUGUCAACCGUGUCACCGUUCCCGAGCCAAGGCUGCAGCCCUCUCUUCAGUUGACUCGCUGUUUCUCACCUGAAAAAAUAAUUGUAGAUGGAAGUCAGUCUUUGUGUUUGGCGAAAGAGUAAAUAAAAAACCUUUGAUUCAGGUAGUUUAUUUGGGUAAGAGUUCCUUAGACCAGCUAAACCUCCCACUACGCCCAGUUACAAAAGCAGGGGAGCAGUCGAAGAGUGGAGCAGAGCCCGGGAGAGCAUGGGGAAGUGGAGCGAGGCGCCCCUCUCGGCCUGCGCGGCCCCUCCCUCUGUGGCCGGGCCCUGCCCACGCCGCCCCCUGGGGCCUGGCGCCGGGAGCUGCCACUCGCUCAGGGCGCGGGCGCUCUCAGAAUGGGGAGGAGCUGCUCCGUGGGGCUCAUCUUCACCUUCACUCCUUCCUGGUUUGUGUCUGUGUGGUUCAUUUCAUAAGGAAGUCACCUUAUGUGUUCCCAUCUGAACCCCUUUGCCUCUGGAAAUGCAGCCGCAUCCGGGAGAAGGGCGUAUGUGCUGGUUUAUCUUAUCGGCUUAGGGACUGUGUCCGCGACGUGUGUAAUUGCCCAAAUGUCAAUUUUAGAUCACCUUGUGUGGGAAAAAGUAUUAAGUUGGAAAAAGUCCUUUUAUGUUGGAAUGCCUAAAUAUUGAUAAGUAUUCUUUUGUCAGCGCCUGGUUAUAGGGAAAUGUACAUAAUUUGUGCGCACUUUGAAAUAACUGAUCUAAAAGUCAUAUGAAUAUAUGUCAGAAAAAACUGUUCUCAAAUAAACUGGGGAAAUGGCAGAAACGCAA